Diorhabda sublineata is the source of this 19033-nucleotide messenger RNA. RefSeq names its product eye-specific diacylglycerol kinase (gene rdgA). Gene Ontology annotation, molecular function: ATP-dependent diacylglycerol kinase activity; protein binding. The record is from RefSeq and is a predicted model, not a curated record. NCBI's taxonomy places the organism in Eukaryota, Metazoa, Arthropoda, Insecta, Coleoptera, Chrysomelidae. Gene Ontology annotation, biological process: intracellular signal transduction; lipid phosphorylation; diacylglycerol metabolic process. Bases 493 to 4140 code for a protein of 1215 amino acids. The transcript is spliced from 21 exons.
GCCCAGUGGAACCAAAAUAAACUACAUAACAGUUAAGAGCCAAGUGCUUACCGACUAUUUUGACCGUGAUUAUACAAAUUCUAUCUAAUGCAAUUAAAAAAUAAUCAUGUGUUUUGUUGGCACUUUGAAAAUGUCUGAAAAUCUCAACGAUCGUGAUAUCUCCAGCGGGAUAUUUUGUGCGUUGGAGCCGUUAAAUCCUCCUGUUCGACUUGUCAGGCAUCGAUGGGGAACAAGAUUUGGUACACCAAGCAAGCAAGCAAUGAAAACGAAGACUGAAUUAUAAAAAUCAGACAUUCAUUAUGCAAUAAAAUAGUGUUCGAUUAUUAUGUGUUUGAAGUAGUUUAUCGAAAUGAGGGAGACGGGAGCGUAUGUUACAAAAAUGGAAAUGGUUGUGAAUCAUUUACAAAAUUUAGACAGAUUCAGGUGGUCAGCAAACCUAACUGAAGAAUGACUCCCCCAUGGUCUUGGGGUAAUUUAUCACCCCAUUGAACCAUGCAACGUUUGAGAACCACUUUUAAACGGUCCAGGACCCCCACAGCAUACGAAAUGAAGACUCAGAGCAGUUUAGAAGUACCUAAACAAGUCAGAUCGGCGUCAUUUGACGAAAUUCAGCUAGAAGCUAAACGCUUACAAGCCGAAAAGGGACCAGAACAAAAUGCGCUACUUAAUAUUCCACAGUUCCCCGGUCAGAGAUCCAGAAGUGUUGAUUCGGGAGGAAGCGAAGAGUCGGGCAAUUACCUCGAGGUACCUUCUAGAAAAUUUCACCGUAGAAGAUCUUCUGGAAGUAAAAGUCCUAUUUGUGUACAUUGUAUAUGUUUGGAAGAGUACAAUAGAAUGCACAGUAGCGAUAGUAGUCAAGAUGAGAAGGAAGAUGCACCACAACCUUCGUUCAGUAUGAGCGAAUCUUCGAGUGAAUGCGAAGAAGAAAUUCUAUCGAACUGUGGCAUACGAGUAACGUUAUCUCCUGAAAUACCUCCAGAACCAAUUCAAUCACCGCCUCCUGUGCCAAUGACUCCUACGCAGUCCAGGAGAAAAUCAAUUCAUCGUCAAGAAGCUUUUUUCGGGGACCCUUCUGGGGAUUCCUUAGAAAGUAUUUCAGAUGGAAUAUCUGAAGCUUUUUCCUCUGAUGGAGCAGUUUCAGAUAAAACACCAGCGGGUCUUGUCGUUAAAGAUAUCUACCUCCAAGUACCAGAUCUUAAAAGGGAUAGAGCUGCUUCAGUAGACUCUUGUUUUUCCAAAGUAUCCCAAGUUAAAACUGAGGAAUUAGAACAUUCAGGCGUAAGUUUAGAGGUACCUGUCGGGCCAAAUGUUGCCCUUCGAUCUAGAUCCGUUGAUAUUGUACUACCGACUGAUAAGCAAGCUAGGUACAAAGCUUUGGCGAUGGCCGCUCCUUGUAAUUCCGAGUAUAGAAAAUCUACGGAAGUUGGGGAACGGGUGUUGCGUAGUACGCCGGACUGGGAAGAAACUGCUAUUAAUGGAGAUCAUCUGUGGGUACCAACAUCAGUGUCUGGUGAUUUUUGUUAUGCAGGCGAUUCAGACUGUACGAAACAUGGUCCUCGAAUGAAAUGUUCGGCUUGUAACAUAAUUGCCCAUCAGAGUUGUAUAAAAGUGCUGGUUGACAAGGUCAAGUUUUCUUGUAAACCGACAUUUAAAGACGUCGGUGUGCGACAAUACAGGGAACAAACCACCAACCAACAUCAUUGGGUACAUCGUAGAUCAGAAAAAGGAAAAUGCAGAAGAUGUAGCAAGUCUUUCCAAUCGAAGUUAUCUUUCAGUUCCAAAGAAAUUGUGGCAAUCAGUUGUUCGUGGUGCAAAGCCGCCUAUCACAAUAAAGAAUCUUGCUUCAACAUUAAGCGAAUAGGGGAAGAAUGCACGUUAGGUGUUCAUUGCAAUAGUAUAGUACCUCCUUCUUGGAUAGUGAAACUGCCGAAAAAGGGGAAUUUUAAGUCGAGCUUGAGAAAAUCACCAAAAAAACGGAGUAGUGGCAAAAAAAAUAAACAUAAAGACAAGGAACAUCGAGUUUUUGCUAUAAAACCUAUCCCAUCAACGAACGUAUCUCCAGUAAUAGUUUUCAUCAAUCCCAAAUCUGGUGGCAAUCAGGGUGUGAAGCUACUUCAAAAAUUCCAAUGGCUACUCAAUCCAAGACAAGUCUUCGACCUGACACAGGGAGGUCCACGGAUGGGAUUAGAAUUGUUCAAGAAAGUGCCUAAUUUGAGAGUUUUAGCGUGUGGUGGUGACGGAACAGUUGGAUGGGUACUGAGUGUGAUAGAUCAGAUUGGAAUAUCUCCCGCUCCAGCUGUCGGUGUUUUACCUUUAGGUACUGGAAAUGAUUUAGCAAGAGCACUUGGAUGGGGAGGGGGUUACACCGACGAACCGAUCUCGAAAAUAUUAUCGAAUAUAAGCCAAAGCGAUAUAGUGAAUCUGGACAGGUGGUCUUUGGAGGUCGAGAAAAAUAAAGACGCUCCGCCGCCGGCGUCGAACGAGCCCACAGGUAAAGAAAAUCUACCUCUUAACGUCGUCAAUAAUUACUAUUCGCUAGGAGUCGAUGCUCAUAUUGCGUUGGAAUUUCACGAAGCUAGAGAGGCUCAUCCCGAAAAAUUUAAUUCUAGAUUGAGGAAUAAAAUGUUUUACGGACAAAUGGGCGGUAAGGAUUUGUUGAAGAGGAAGUGGAAAGAUCUCGCAGAUUUCGUGGUCUUAGAAUGUGAUGGACAAAACAUAACACACAAACUAAAGGAAUUGAGAGUACACGCUAUUGUUUUUCUGAACAUUUCCAGUUAUGGAGGGGGCACACAUCCAUGGAAUAGGUCAAUGGGCACCAGCGAACCAAGUACUGACGAUGGAUUGAUAGAAGUAAUUGGUUUAACUACAUAUCAGCUGCCUCUUCUUCAAGCUGGUGGUCAUGGUACAUGUAUAACUCAAUGCCGUUCUGCAAAAAUUACAACUUCUAAAACAAUUCCGAUGCAAGUUGAUGGAGAAGCAUGUAAAUUAGGCCCUUCUAUUAUCACCAUCAGUCAUUUGAAUAAAGCUCCCAUGCUAGCUAAAAGAAAACAUGGUAAUCCUAUUCCAAUACAAACUGCGUUGGACAAUCUUAAUGUUGGUGUAAAUAAAUUAACAAUGUCUGAUUACGAACAACAUCAUUACGAUAAGGACCUUUUAGCCCAAGCAGCAAUAAGUAUAGGUAAAAUUGAAGUGAAUCCUGUAUCGGAUUUGGAACAAGUCCGGGCCAUCAUCAAUAAGAUGUUAGACGAACAUAACGAUAAGCAGAUGAUGUCUUCAGAUUGGUGCUUUAUCGAUUCAUGUACAGCCGAACGAUUUUUCCGAAUCGAUAAAGCACAGGAAAGUCUGCAUUACGUUUUUGAUAUUUGUAGUGAAAACCUGUACAUACUCGAAUGCGGUGAUGAAACAGUCCCACCUACGCCUGAAGACGAAACUGCUAAUCCAUCGCCAACAUCAAAUCAUCAAACUCCUUACAACAUUCCAGAAAUGCGAAUUAGCAAAGAAGACGAUCUUGAUUCUCCCAGCGAUCAACCGCCUCUUUCGCCAAAAAAUACGGAAGACUCCCAAGAAGACUUCCCGAAUAGUCCAGUAGAAAAUUUUCCUAUAGACAAUCAACAGUUGGCGAGAGUUUCCUCAGAUGCCAGUGUGAAAAUAAGAAGCAUCACUGAGAGAUUGUUUGGUUUGAAUCAAGAUUCGUACAAUGCUUAUAGCUACUUGGGAGAAAAACCAAAUGAGAAUUUGAUCAUUGCUGCCAAAAAGGGUGAUCUACGAACGAUUAGACAAUUACACAACCAAGGCUAUUCAUUACUGACAAAAGACGCAGCUGGACAAACGAUGCUUCAUCAUGCUGCACGCUAUGGCCACAAAGAUGUCGUCAAAUACCUCACCAGAUAUGCUGCAUCAAUUAUAAACGAGAGAGAUUCUAUUCUAUCACAAACAGCUCUCCAUAAAGCGGUUGCCUACAAGUGGCCCAACAUUUGUUGCAUUUUAAUAGCUUGCGGAGCUGAUUUGGAGAUCAAAGAUCAUCGAGGGCUCACUCCAAGACUUUUAGCAUUACAAAAUAAUGACCAUGAAUUGGUGGCAUAUUUAGAAAGUCAGCAGCAGUUUCAAUUGGUUUCUUCUGAUUUGGGAACAAUCGUAUAGGAUGGAAAAUAUCCUUAAAAACAUUUCUUAUGGCCCUUCAGGCAUCAAAGCAAUUUACUUUUUUCCUAAAAUGCCUUACUAUAUAUGUUUAAUUGGAAUUAAAACACAGAGGGACCCAUAUCUACAAUGUUGUAAUUUCAUUCUUUAUUAUAUUUCAAAAUGGUCUUCUCUGUGAAAAUUCUUGGUAUGCCUUGAAAGAUUCAAAAUAUUUGAAGAUAAGUUAUUGGAAAUGAAUUGGUCUAAUUUUUCAAUCAAGUGAUAAAAAAGAAGUGACGUAAAGUUUGGAGACUUUUCUCCAGUUCUCAGCGAAUAAUUGAUUUUCCUACAAAAUUUUUGUGAUAGUUUUCGAAAUUAUGAGAUUUAAACUUAUUCAUUCCAAUUUCAGCCUUCUAGUUUGACUAAACAUAGAAAAUUGAAUGUUACAUUUUUGAAUCACAGAAAUUCAUCAAAAUUUUCUGAAAAUCAAUUUUGGAUUGAUCAUUUAUGAUACAACAUAACAAUUUUCCAGCAUUGGUUCCAAAAAUGAUAUGUAAUAUCUACAGAAAAUCCUACUUUUCUCAUACGUCCUAUAAAAACUGUCCAAAUUGAAUUUUGAAGUAAAACUGUAAUUACAUUUUAAGAUAAUUCUCUGUUUCCCUGGAUCAACUAGGAAGUUGGGGCCAAUAAAGUAAUGGGUGUAGGAUAUAAAAACUUUAUUCACUAAUAAAAAUAACAUUUUGAAUCUUUCCGGUAGAGCUUGUUGUAUAUAUGUAGGAAAUAAGGUCCAUUUUAUUCUUAGAGCAUGUACGUGACAUCACGUAUUUUUUACCCACUACAUUUAUUAAAAACAUUGUGAUAAUUCUAUUUAGAAACUUCUAACUUAACAUUUGUGUUAUUCAUUUCAUAUUAUAUCAAUUUGGAGCAAACAAAUUAAUAACUUCAACAAAACUCUACUCUAAAAAGUUCAUAAAUGUUUUUUAUGAAUAUUUUAAUGUCGAAUCCUAUUCUAUAAAUAUGAUGAUUCAAACUUAAUAGAUUAAACAUAAUUCUUACUAUUAUAAAAUUUAAAAACUAUACAAGGUCAAGUGCGUGGAAUUUAGAGAAAGUCAACCAGACCUGUCGUACGAAUCUGGUCGUUUAUUUAACAUAAUUCAGUAACUAAAUAUACUUGUAACUAUUACAAAGAUAAGUCAAAUUGUUUUUAAUUUAUAUCAAUAUGUCUAAACACGCUUUUCUAGUAGAUAAAAGAGAAGCUCCUUGAAUAAAUUUUGUUGAGAAACUACAAAUAAAACGAUGAAAAUGCGUCUGAAAAUACAAUGAAAACGAAAUUUAUGAUAGAGAAGAAAAUGUUAAAGUUAAUAAAUACAAAGAAAUGGGUGAAAAUGAGACUGAACAGUUGAGGUUUAGCUUACAAUGACGAGAAAUCAACUUUUAACUGCUGGUCUAAAAAUUCGGAGUUUUCACAAAUCAAUCAAAGCUGAACUGAGCUGAUAGUGUCGCCAUAUGGCCAAGUCUUCAAUUUUUGAAAAAUCAUUGUUUUCAUUGUAUUCUAUACUUUACUAAUAUUCCUAAGCAUUGGCAAAGAGAAAUCAUAGCAAAACCGUUUUAGUGAUUAGAUCAGAUAAAUCGACCACAUCCACUUGCCAGUUCUUUUCAAAAGAUACAGUACCUGCAAAUUUGACAAAGAAGAAGCAGAGGAAUCCAAUAGAAUGUAAAAGCAAUCAGGAGCAAGUUUUGAGGUAUAUAUACAACGAGUUACUCGUAUUGACUUUUUCCCAUUCCUGAUCAUUCAUUCCUCCUUCUUGACAAGGAUUUUACACAAAUUUAAAAUAAGUUAAUCCCAGUUUUUAAUAUGUAUAUGUAUACAAAAUUAUAUUUGAAAUUUCUUAGGUGGUCGAUAAACAAUCUUAUAGUGUAGUCUCUAAAGCUAAAAAAAGGGAUCAGCUUCGAAAUAAAAUUGAAUAAGUUAAAAGUUUGUAUAAACCCCAGUUCAAGCUCAGCUCUUUCUUUUUGUUUGUUUAUUUUUUAUCACCUGACCCUUUUUUAUCAUAACCGAGAGCAGAUAUGCUGUCAACAUCUCCGAGACGACGUCGGAGAGUCAGAGAACAUUUAUUCUCCCCGUAUUUUUCAUUAACUUGUAGUAGAAUAUAAAUUUUAUUUUCAAUAAUUUCUGAUAACUUAGAGAGAUCAAUAUCAUGUUGGUAGCAAAGCGUGAAAUGAAAAAUAUCGAUACGUAUAAAAUAAUAUUGAAUCUCGAAUUUUUGUUAAUGAAUUAAAGCAAAAUUUCAACCGUUUUUCUCAAUUAUGUAUCCUGGUAUAGAAUUAAAAUCGUUAUAGUUAUUAUAAUAUAAUAUUCUUAUUACCAUUUACAAUAGGGUCCUUGCAGUGACUGUCCUGCCUUCUCUUAUCCCAGUCCAUUCUCUAAUAUUCUUCAACAGGCUUGUUUCCUUUCCAAUUCCUCUACUACCUUCAACUUAUCCCAUCAUAAUCAAAUGGAGGAUAUUAAUUUAAUGCUAUCCACCAACUCACGAACUGCAUUUGCUCUGUUAAGGACUGCAUCGUUUGUUUGCAUAGCUGUCCACGGUAUCUUGAGGAUACGUCUAUAUAACCACAUUUCAAAAGCCUCUAAACGAUUAAUGGUAAAAAUUUAUAAAGUCCAUGCCUUGGCCCCAUAUAAGAGAAUUUGAUUAUCCGGUUCCGGAUUUGAAAUUUUAAAUUAUCAUUAGAGAAGAGUGAUGUGAUCUCAUUUUGAAAAAUAUUGUACGAGCUACCUCAAUUCUACAUUUAGAUCCAGUUGUUCAGUAAUGUAGCAACCAAGAUAUUUGAAACUGAACACUCUUUGAAUCGUUUGUCCGUUCCACUCCGUCAAAGGCGUUCAAAAGACAUUGCAGUCCAUGCAAGUCGUCACACAGUACAACUAUAUCGUCUGAUUGUAUUCAUAAGUUUACCGUUAAUUUUUACUCCAUAUAAUAUAUUGUGUUGAAGAUCUUAUCUUCAACAUUAUUCAUCAAUUCAACAUCAAUUAUUUUGCAUUCUUCUGUCGAUUUUUCGUUGAUUUUUAUCGCCAAUAUAAUUUUUGGAUGAUUCUUACGUCGGAACUAUCAAUGGAUUUCUUAUUACUUCUAAAAUGGGCGAUGAUGAAGAAACUUUUAAAAUAUUUAAUGUUUUUACAACUUUUAAACAGUCAGCUGAAGUUGAGGCACCAAGGAAUUCUUCGAUAAUGUCGGAUUUUUGUCGUUUUAAUGCCAACGGACGAGGUGUUUCACGAAACGCCCUUUUCCGGUCUUUCUAGCAAUCAAAUUUGGUUGGAAAAGUAGUUUUUUUUGCUUUGUGUUAGUUUCCACAUCAUAUAAUGUUCCAAAUCUGUUUCAAGCUACAGUAAAAAAUAACAAUAAGUUGACAUUUUUUAAAUUCCAAUAGAUGAAAAUUACAUUGAAAUGGUUUUCACAAUCAUAUACUGGGCUGCCAAGUUUGACGCUCGCAUAAUCCCUUCUUAUAGCUUGAAACUAUAGUUUUCGUCGUUUUUCCUCUCGAGGGACUUGCACACAACCUUUAUUUGGUGUUUCAUACUAGUUUUUGUACAUUCUGAUACAAUGCACCAACGAUACGUCAACUUAUAUUCUACAAAAUUGAAUACUCGCAGCCGUGCAAGUGUUUUUUAAAAGAAUCCCAACAACUCUGUUUAAACUGUAUUUACUUCUAACCUCACUUAAGUUUGUUUACUUACUUUCUACGUCACAGAACGUCACACUCAGUCAUGUGAUAACAAAUGCAUUUAGGCGCGUCCUUCAGGUAGUUAAAUUUAUUUAUUUUUUUUAUGAACUAAUUUACCGUUUGAAAAAAAUUAAAAAAAUAGUGUGUGAUUAAGAAUGAUAUAUUAAACGUAGUUACGAUAUGAAAAAAAAGUAUGCAAGGACCUUAUUUGUCAUAUGGUUUACUAGGAAACUUUGUUCAAGCAACUGCCUGCCACAGAACAUACCCUAAGAAGAAAUGCUAGCUCAGUUGUUAUUCAAUGGCGGGUUUUCGAUGCUAGUGCCUUCGAUGGUAGGUGGCAGAACUAAUUCAUUUUCGCGGCUCUUUUAAAUUUACAAUAUUUCCAUCCAGUUCCGUUUUUGCAAUUGGCUGAAUUCACGAUAAAGAACAACUUAGAGCUGGUACACGUUUAUUUACAAAAUAAUAUUUACAUAAAUUUUCACCUAAACCAACGCAAAUUGGUAGUCGUAGAACACACAUCAGAAAAGCGUUUGGGAAAUUUAAACAUAUUAUUUAUCUUGACAAUUGACAUUGACAGUAAUGACAGAUUUUUAUUACACGAGCGCCAUGAUUCAUAAGGUGUUGUGUUGCUGAAAUUUAAAUGCGAAAGUCGACUUUCUUAUUGGGUAUGUUCUGUGCUUCCUGGACCUGUCGCUCACGUUUAGUUGUUGUCGCGUCCUAGUCACGUUGCAAAUACAAUUGCUGAUGAAGGACUUCCAUCACCAAAUGCGCUUUACGACCCAAUACUUCAUGGUUGAGUAAACCUUGAAAUCAUAGUAGAUCAUAUUAAACUACAAUAGAGACCACGUCUUGUUUAAGCCACUCUUAAACAUCGUGGCUACCCUCAUGUGGUUAUACUGUCUCUAUAAAGCCACUGUAGUCAGAGUUAACCACUGAAAGAAGAAUAUAGAGUAACUCUCGUAUAAAAGAAGCACAUUAUCUUGUAUAACUGUGUAAUUUUCAUCUGAAUUUUUAAACAAUAAGAUGUCUUUAGCUCGAAUGUGACACGCUACGUAAUUGAAAAUCGUGUUUAGACGUGGUGAACAAAAAAAACCUGCUUGAUUAUCUGUAGUUAUGAAACCAGUUUGAUAAAUAUGAAAUGUGCAAUGCAACAAUUUUAUAGUAAGUAAAAAAAAUCUAUAAAUCUUUCCAUAUUAUACCUAUUGCACAGAAAAAUUAUAUCUAUGUAAACUAAAAGUAAAGUUUAAGUGCUUAGCUAUACAUUAACAAUUGAAUCAGUCUACCACAACUUGUCCACUUUUGGAUAUAACAGAGGGUCCAACAACUCCAAGUAUAUUAUAUUAUAGUCAUAUUCUCCCAAUUAUUUUAUCAAAAAACAUCUAUGAAAUAAAAAAAUUGACGACACUGAAGGGUUAAAAAGUGUACUGCCCUUCACAAAAAAAUAGAGAUGUCUAAUUUCCAGCCCACCCCUUUCCGAGAUAUAACCCUUAAAGGGUGGUGACUAAAAUUCAGUUUUUAUUUUUUGAUAGUUACUGAAACGAAAAAGAAGUUACCCAAAACACCUCCAUUUCACAAUGAAUCACAUGAUAUCAUCAACUAAAACACUUAUUUUUUGCCUUCACCCCCUCAACAUCUGAAUCAUCAUGCAACUUAGUUGCGAUUGGUCACUAAUAUGUUAAACAACUUUGUAAGAAAGCUAUUGGGGUGUUUUAAAUGCGUUAUUCCUCUUCCAUUUUUUGAUCGUUGAUAACUUCUUGGUGUUUAUCUACCUCAACAUCAAAAGCGUUCCUAAAGUCUGUAGAAGAAGGUAAACGCUUGAUGUGACGAUACCUACAUGAAGACUGUUUAUGUACUGGCAACAUGUGAGGUAUAAAAUAGUAUUUAGAAUGGUUUGAAGUUAUUGAAUGAAGUACCGCCCCACUACUUUAUAAUUAUGUUGAUCUGUUACCACUUAUUGUCACAACAUACUAUGAAUCUAAGCUCGUAGCUCGUGUUCGACUAUAUACUGUCUGCAUGCAAAUAAUCAUUCCUUGCUAAAGGAAUAAACUGAUUUCUUACUUCUAAUCCCCGAUCUUUUCGAUUUGUGAAGGCCUCUACCAAGUCUAGAGCACCUUCCACUUUAAUUCACCUUCAGUAUCUAUGGUAGCUAAGGUAGAUAACACAUAGACCUUCAGCUAGGCCCGUCGUGCCCCACUUGACGUCACCAAAGUCCUAUGUCCUUUGAGAAGCCGAACAGGCUCUUUGGCUUGAACCCUUUGAUGUCGUUAGGCAGGUUGUGGGGUUCGCCCUGCACUCGCAGAUAAAGUGGUUUGCAGUUUCGUCCUCCCCCAUGCACCAGUGGCCCUCCGGAUCAUCUGUGAUGCCCAUGGUGUGAAGGAGACGUCUUAAAUGGUAGUGGUCGGUUACUAGUCUGAUUUCGCGCCUAUUUAACUGGAUUAGUUGUUUGGUGAGAGACGAGCGGGGUCCAUCUAUAUGGGUCUUCGAUUGUCUCAUGCCAGGCGUCUCCAUCCAUCUUUAUCGAGCCUGUCGUGCGAGAAGGCUGUUGAGAGACGCACCAAGGAUGGAUUCUGAGAUUGAAGAUAGUGUUCUGAUGAAGAUUUCGGAAGUACUCAUUCGAACACAUGUUCAUCCGAAUUCGCAUCUAUAUUAAUCGCAGAGUGAGGUAUUAAAAGCGUUUUUGCGCUUGAAUCAUAGCAGAUACAUAGCAGAUUACAUGUUUACGAAUACGUUAUUCGAGAUAAAAUCACAAAAACCCAAUGGUGUUAAAUCUGGCGAGCGAGGUGUUACAGCCUUUUCAUUUAUAUCGACUGAUACUUGUCCUAGAUAUAAUUAUAUAAAAAAUAAUAGAGCGUACUUACUACGGUUCUAAAAGAAACUUUGAUCGGAGAAUCCAAAGUCAGACAAUUAUUUUUAUUUCAUAGAUUUUAAAACUUACUUGAUAGUUUAUAGAAAUUGCAAUAUGUAUAUCUUGAUAAAAAUGAAACUGUACGGAUUGUUAUUUUCACAAAAAAAUAUUGUAUUUAAAUGAACCUUAGCCUAAACUGUUCUUAUGAUUUGGAAAACAACAAUCUGAGGGUAUUUAUAUAUAAAUAUAUAUAUAAAAAAAUUAAUUGUACAUAACUUUUUCCUCUAGUUGAAAUUUUUACUCAGGCAAAAGUCAAAUGAAAGUAGUCUUAGAAAAUCUAUAUACUGCUACUGAAUAUAUUGCAAUAGUGAAAAGUUCACCAAAAUGCAAUCAAAAUCAGAUUAUCAACGGUAAUAAAAAACUGGAUAUAGUAUUUUCAUAUAUAUAUAUAUAGUUAAAAGCUAAUAUAUGUAUGUGGUAGAUAAACAUGGUGUACAAUGUGAUCUAAAAAGUUUGAACGACAACUGUAUUGAGUUGAAUGUGCUAGGUUAGUUGAGUUGCCUCCAGCUGCAAUCGUUAUUUUCGACAAAAUUAUAUUUCAACAAUAUCCAACAAUAGUUACCUCUGCUCAAGACACAAUGAAUGUUUAUAUAAGGGGGGCAAAAUCAAUACUAUCCCCCCAAUAUUAAAAUGUCAAACUUGAUACUUCAACAAUCAUCAAUAGCUUUUAAUCCACCGUUAUUUCCUUUAUUGCCUACAUUAUGUGAAGUAAUUGCUCAAAAAACAUUUCCAUCUAUUAAUAACUUACUAGGGACUUUUCAUUUAGAUGUGAGAUGGUUUGAUAGAAGCUUUGACUUCAAAUUGUUUGCUUGGAGAAAGCAAAGUUCUUUUUCUAUUCGGGGAAAGAUUUUGUUUUUGGUGGACUCAACUGCUCUUUAAUAUUAAUUAGCAUUUCAGAAACCAUUUUUCUGGUAAUACCAAAUAUACAUCUUGGUUUACAACGAACUCUGACGGCUUUCAAUUUCUAACCGCCAUCUCUAUCUUGCCAUAGCUCUUCUGUUAGUUCUCUGUCUUGCAUUUCCUUCCAGCUGUUAUGUGGUCUUUCUGUUUUCCAUUUUCCUUGGGCUAUUCACUUUAGGAUCUGUAUAGGCACUCUAUUGUCUGAUUAGCUAUUUGGUUUUGAUCUCAUUGAUUGAUAUGUGUCAUUAUCUCCUUUAAUUCUGCCAUUUUUCAUCCUUUCCCUUCUGGAUUUGUCCGCUGUUUUUAUCCAGAAGUCCAUUUGGUUCGUAAUUACCAUUUUUCCGUAGAUUACAAAGCUUUUAAGGAUUGUGAUCAGAGGAUUAGAUUCCGAGGUCCCGGUAUCCCGGACGAUUUUAUAUCCCGAAGAUUUCGGGAUUGUAAUUAACUAAUUCCAACUUUUAUAUGGAGUCACUUUUCAACCGCGAAAGCUUUGCCUUAACUAUUUUGAAAAACGCAGGAGGACUUAUCAAAUAAUUGCGCACAGAUUAAUCCUCGAAAAAUUUUGAAAAAUAGAAAAAACAAAAACAAAAUCCACGGGCAAUGUUAAAGAAUCCAUACUAUUUCAAUGAAAAUGACAGUCUUAAUGAUGUUUCUGUCGCGAAUGGCUGCAGUAGAUGAGUUUUCCAUUUAUCAUUUUUGUAACGUCAAAUGCAUGCAUGCAUCCCCCAAAUGACAUUAUUUUGCAAAAAUAUAUGAAACUGGACCAAAAAAAAUCUUGUUUGUUCCUUGAUUGCAACAAUCUCUUUACAAUGCUUGAACGCUUUAUGCUCUUAGGCCCAUUGUGAUGCCCUUGUUGACUUUUCAGUCAGCACCAUUUCAUUCCUCUUCCCUAUAUCUUCUGUUGCCAGGUCCUUGCCUUCUUUCCAAGCUUUUCCAGUUUGCAAUGAAGCCAAGUCCUUAACACCCAGCUCCGCUGCUUUUUCCAGACAUUCCAAUGUUUCACUCCCCAUGCAUUGUAGUCGUUUCGACGCCAAUGCUGUGCAGUAACACAUUAGGUGUCGGUUCUGAUACCCUGAUUCUAGAGCCUACUGUGCAGUGACCGGUAAUCACUGCUACGACCCUUCGGAUCGAGGCUUUCCCAUAGCUUAGCAAUUCUGUUGUCUCCCUCUUCUGUGGAACCGGCCACAAGGAGUCAUCUCUAUUACUCCAUUGCUUGCCGUGCUCUCCCUCUAAUGUUCUAUCUAUCGUGUCUAAUUCUUUUGAGCACCAAGGUUACAGAUGCAAUGAAAACAAAGCGCCUGAAGUGGGCCAUACAAUGGCAAUGACAAAGAUUUGGACUAAAGAUCGGUAAGAUAUUGUAAUUUAUUAAAAAAUUGAUACAUCAUUAUCAUUUUCAGUUAAAUAAAGCAAAGAAAGAUGUAUAAAGUAUCAUCCUGACUGUGCUGUCCCAGCGGUUAACAUCGCAACAAAGUGAUGAUUUGGUCAGUCAUCAGCGACAAAAGCACUGGACGUCUUUACAUCAUAAGAGAAAUAAUGAGGCAAGAUCAGUACAAAGAAGUCUUACAAAAUCGGUUGAUUUUGCGGUUCAGAGAAUGAUUUCCAAAUGGGGAAAUAUUCACUUUUAUGCAAGAUGGAGUUCCCUGUCACACUGCUCGGCUAAAGCUCUUUUGGCAAAAGAAAAUAUCCCUAUGUUAUAUUGGUUAUGUAAUAAUCCUGAAAUGAACCCAAUUAAAAAUGUGUGGGAGCUGAUGCAAAGGAAAGUGGCUGAAGAGGUGAUCACCAAUCUCCAUGUGUGGAAUCACCAUCUUCAAAUGCGCCGGAUUAAAGCUUCAAUAGGGACUGAAGGUGGCUUAGCUAAAUAUUGAUUUUAGUUACAUUAUUUUCAUUUUUCUUUUAAACCUGAUAUACAUAUGAUUUUCUUAAUUUAUGCCGUUUUAUUUUUGUUAAAUUAAUCAGUAAUUGCUUAGAAUAUAUAAAAAUUACAAAAAGAAUCAAUUUAAAACAAUUAAACGGUACAAUAUCACUCUUGGGCGUCCAAUAAUUUGGCCAGGUGCUGUAGAUUGUGCAAGGUUAGCAUAUUAUGCGAUAGAAGUUCGGCAACCUCUGCAAAAUAUCAGUAUUGCCUUAAGUAUGACCAAAUUAAAGUCUUUUUUUUUAUUUUCAGUCGAUUUAUGAACUGCGGCUACUAAAACUAUUUUGAUCACAUGCGAAAGGACAUAUAUGUGCGACACGUUCAUUUCUAGCGUAGAUAGUUGAUUGAGAAAAAAUUGGAUUUGUUAUUAUGCAGAACUGAUUAUAUCAGUGAAUCAGAACAGAUUGCAUAGAAUCAUUUUUGUUGUAUUUUGUUGACCUUCAAAGACUGAUGGUCAAAAUUUUGUGGUAUGCAUAAUAAUUUUUGGUGAGUUUUUACAUUGCUACCUAGUUUUUAUCUUUUCUCGCAUUGUUAUGGAUUUUCUCCUAAUUAAAUAGGUAUCUGAUUACCUAUGUGAUAUUAAUGUAAAUUUUAAAGCAAUGGAAUUAUCAAUUUUAAAUUCGUGCAUGUUUAAAUCAUUACACAAUUUAACAAAUAAAAGUACAUUGGUAACCCAAUUGAAACGACUGAAAACAUUUAGUUAAUGAAAGGUUAUCCAAAGGUUUUUGUUGAAUUUACCACAAAAAUUGUCCAUCUCGCGUUUAUCAAAAUUAAUAUUAUGCGUCAAUUCUUCAUGUUUACACUUUUGUUUUUUACGAUACUUCAAAGCAAAUUAUUGAAACUAAUUCAGUCGUCUUCGAAACGCAAGAUAAUAAACGAUAACAAACGCUCGCGUUCAAGCUCGCGCCGAGCUCGCGCUAUUUUAUAUUCGGCGCUCGCGUUCCAGCGACUAACCAAUGAAUACAUGAUAUCAUUUUUCUAUAAUAUUGUAGUCCUCCUCUUUGUUUUCUAUCCCUAUUUAUUGGGCGCAUUUUAAAUUGUCGAUGUCGUUUCCUUUUUUAAUUUAACCAAAGUGCCACAGAUGCACAAAGUACCAGUUUCAUGUUAAAUUGAAGCUUAAACUACCCCCUGACCGCCGGUAAUGUUUAAACCGAAGUUUUUAAGUAACCAACACCAUCUAUAAAACGUGAAAAAAACGUAAUUUAAACGGAUUUUUGAGGUUUAAACUUCACUUGUGAAAUUAGGCCUAAACUAUGUCAAGAUAAAUGAAGAUAUUUGUUGGACAGUUAUGGAACUCAUGAAGGAUCCAAAGUUUCUGGCAGCAUUAACGACGUUGAAAAAGAAGCCUAGUAGUGACCAAAAUUUUUCUUCACUAUCACAAAUAUAUGAGUAUCGUUAAAACCAUGUUAGAAGGUAUAAAAAAUGAGAUGUAAGAUGUCCUUAAAAUACACUAUUUGCAAUCACAUCUUGAUUUCUUUCCACAAAAUUUGGGAGUCGUAAUUGUUAAGCACGGUGUUUCCUCCAAGGCAUCGCGCUAUUUAAAAAAAAAAGGCUAGCAAGGCAAAUAGAAAUCUUCUAUGCUUGCCAAUUAUUGAAGGUCUAUCAUUAGAGAAACACCGGAGUCAUCCUACACUAGACAAACCAAAAUAUAUAAGCGAUCGAAUUGUUUUAAACCAUUGUAAAUACACUGGCGAGCAAAAAAUUGAAGAUAAGGAUUAGUAGGCAUUAAAGCAAAUUUUUUCCGAGACUGUUUUCCAGUUUACUUUAGAUCCGAUUGUUGUGGCAAGAAUGUUGCGCUGUUACAAGAUGGUCGGGGACAAGAAUUUUUGGUGCUAGUCUUUGUGGUGUGCAAAGGGUGCUUUCUGGAGACUGGCCUGAUCACUAGAAGACCAACCACACUAUGCGUCCAAUCAUACCAGCUUCUAACGUUGGAAGCAUUGGAUACACCAUGUGGUACCUGCUUUAGGUGGGAGACAAAGUUAAUAUUUUACUUACCAGUAAAAGUUGUUAUGCUUAAUAAUGAUGAGAAUGACAUAUACAUAGUUUAAUAUAAGGGUUGAAUGAUUGAACUUGAGAUUGAGUUAUAAACUGGCGGUAGUAAAAUUUUUUUCAUAAAGUAUGUUUGCAAUUACAGUUUCAAACAAUAUUGGUAAUUUAUGAAGAAAAAACAUUGAUUUAUUAGACGUAUAAUGAACUAUCUUCACAAAAAUAAAACAAAACUUCUUGAAAAACUAUUUUAAGCUUAUCCCGUAAGUUUAAAAAUUUUUUUUGUUAUAAAACCUCCCUCACAGGUUACUAUUAAUUAAUACUAAAGAGCGGGAAAGACUCCAGUCCAGUUAUUUUCAUAUGGGAUUUGGUUUCUUUUAGGAAUGAUACUGAUAUAGGAAAUAUUUUCCUCUGCAGGAUUGAAAUGGUUCGCACUCGCUCACAGUGUGUGCGUCCUUCUAAAAAACUUAGUUGGCUCAAAGUACUACUCGAAAUUUAUAAUAUUGAGCGGUUGGAGAAGCGUCGAUGAGGUGCUGUCUCAAUUGGAUUAUUAAGAAUGUACUUAUGUAAAAAUUCUGCACCAAUAUUUUUAAAAUAUUUUGAUGUUAUAAACUCGAAAUUCCGUAUUUUCCACUGUUAACCAAUUGUCAAAAUGUACAAUACAAUAUUAUUCUAAAAUAUAAGCAAAUUUCAAUAGGAAGAUGAUUAGACAAACCUGUAUCAUUGACUGCAUAUACAGCUAGAAGUUAAAGUAAAAUCGUGCAAUAAAGUACUCAAAAAUCCAGUCAAAUAAAUUUUAAUGAAGUAAAAUUCAUAUAAAUAUAUGUCGUUAAUAAAUUAAAGGUUGACAAAUGGUCAAAUAAAUUAAAAUUCAAUUUCUCAUAGAGGAUUUUUUUGUCCUUAAUGACACUACUGGCAAUCAAAAGUAAUAACAAGAAACGAAUUAAUUUUAAACGAAAAAAAAUCUGUGUGUACGUUCACGGAAUUGUAAAAAGCUUUUGUUUCUCAAAUAUAAAAUAAAAGAUUGGUGUGUAAAGUCAAAUUUCUUUUAUAACCUACUGAAUGUCCCAAUUGCAUGAUAUUAGGAUAUAAGGAAAGUGAUUGACUACUCUUAGGACAAUGAGAAGGUAAUAAAAAAAAAGUGACUGGGAAUUCCAUGGGUCGAGCGUGCGUCAAUCAGUGGUCGAAGGAUUGAUGUUUUAUUGAGGAAGUUGUACGGGGAAACGAUCGAAAAAUGAAAAAUAUCGUGAACAGAAUUGUACUUUUAUUAUCUUACUUAGAUACCAAGACAGCAUAGAGGCCAAAGUCAAAUCUAAAUGUUGAGAUGAAUAGUUUUGGAGUAAAUUAGAGAAAUCUUAUUUGAAAUAAACAAUCUAUGGACCCUUAACUGGAAAGUGUUGGAUACAGGAUAUUAUAUUACAAGAUCUAUUCAUUGUACGUUUGAUUUACUAUAAAAAAUAUUAUCGUUUCUUACUUUUUGAGCCACCUCUAUCAACAAUUUCUUCAAUGCCCCAAAACGGCUUCCUCUUCAAAAACCGCUGCUAGAAUUUAUUUGAAAAUGCAUGCAAGGAUCUAUGUCCAAACCCUAAGGGAUCCACUAGCGGGAGCACCAAAUUUCUUUUUAUAAUUUCUCUAUAAUCAUCAGAAAUAAUAAUAGGAUCUAUUGUUUUCUCUAUAAAUAUAUCAAAUUUUCAUAAUUUGUCUUUUUCAGUUUUGACAUGUCAAAUAUUUAUAUGGAAUGACAUAAUAAGUGUUGAAACAGGAUUAGGUGUUUUCUCAAUGAUUUUCAUGAAUUUUUUAAUACUAUAAGAUGUGGAAAUGAUUCAGUGAAAGUAUUACGAGGCAUAUUUUUUAAGUAAGUACCGUUUGGAAUUGAAAAAAGAAUCUCUGAUCUACUUUUCUACAUAAUUUCCGUGAAUAUUUUCAGAAAAAUAUUAAAUCUGGAAAAGUUCUACUUUAUGGUCCACAUUCUCGAUGAUUAAAAGUACUCUCGCAAUAAAAGAUGUUCACAAAUAUCCAAAACUCAUCAAUUUCCUGAAGAAACAAAACAAAGGGCACACUGCAAAAAUAUCAAAAACUUUAACCAGAGAAAAUAUAAUAGAAUUCUUGUUACAUUCUUAUGUCUAAAAAAUGUUGUUUACACCGCGGCUGAAAUACUACUUUGUUGGACUCGUCUGUUGCUCGCACCGUUUCGCCCGUUGCUCGCCCCGUUUCACCCGUUGCUCGCCCCGAUUCGCCCGUUGCUCGCCCCGAUUCGCCCGUUGCUCGCCUCUAUACGCCCGUCUCGCAAUUUUCAGACUCGUCUCCUAUGUUUUCCCUAUGUUUUUUUGUAUCUUUUUUUUCAAUCCUGCUUCUUCCGUAUAUUCUUCCCAUGACACAUAUCCCAGGACAAUUCUCACAUAGUUUUCGAUCUCCUUUUUUGUAAAGCGAUGUCUUGGCCCGAUUUCGAAGUAUUCGUAGUACUAAGAAUGAAAUUUUCUUCUUCUACGACCGUGCGUUUUAACCCACUUUCCCGCACGCAUUUUGAAAGUGUCACUAGUGCGGGAAGGUAAAAUUAUGCAAAUUUUAACCUUAUUAGAUAGUUUUUUACUUCUGAGAUUAUAACUAUUGUUACUACAGGAAAUUAAAUAUUUACGAAAUAGUCCAUCAAAUAAAAAUUAAACCUUUCCUAGCUUUUUGUAGCAUUUUAAUUUUUUGAAAAUAUAAAAUAAUACAGAUACUUUUUAUAUAACCAUGUAAUUGUUACUAAAACGUCAAAGUUGUUCAAAACGUCUUGGAAGUGACCGAAUAUGUGCAAUCUUCUUCUAAAUUAAACCACAUUAAACCGAAUCCGAUACAAUAAUAUUGAUGGAUUCAUCCGACGAAGAACUUCCCGAAGCAAUUUUGAAGGCUGCAAAUGAAACUAAUUCCGUGCUGUUACCUGCCAAAUGAUUUAAAACCGUUGCCGUCAUCUUCAUCUUUAUGCGACCUGCAACCGAUGCCAUCCUCAACGACGUCAUCUACCUUCCAGUUUAAACCAAAUAACUCCACUGGACCGGCAAUUCUUACUAGUCUACAGAAUAAAACAAAUUGUGUUUUCAAUAUUAAUAUUUAUAAUAAUUAGUAAUUUUUAAUUAAAGUUUUUUGUAUAUACGGUCGUAGAAAAAAUAAUGCUUCUAACUCAUGCGUAAAGUGUCUUUCUCGCACUUGACCGCUUGCCCGCAACUUCAGUGGCGUGCGGGAAAGUAUCACUUUUAGUUAGGAAAAUAACUAUUUGUUAUUAUUUCUCUCUUCAAUAUGUAUGCAAAGUCAUGAUUUUAUCAACCGAUUCUAUUAAAUGAAAUGAGAGCACUGCCAUUUUGACAAUUGGUGGGUUUAAAACAUGAAUGUAAUACACAUUUUAUCAAUAUUUAUGAGAAAAACAUCUUAUUAAUUAUUAUUCUCGAAUGAUACAAUUAGUUUUACAACACAAACUGUAAUUCAAACUUAUUUAAUGUUAAUAAAUCUAUUUAACAGUA